Messenger RNA from Medicago truncatula (barrel medic), 1047 nucleotides. RefSeq names its product GDSL esterase/lipase At4g28780. The record is from RefSeq and is a predicted model, not a curated record. Gene Ontology annotation, molecular function: hydrolase activity, acting on ester bonds. Lineage: Eukaryota; Viridiplantae; Streptophyta; Magnoliopsida; Fabales; Fabaceae. The transcript is spliced from 5 exons. The coding region runs from base 1 to 1047 and encodes 348 amino acids.
AUGCUUGACAUUUACGUAGCUAAUGAGGUUAAAGCUGCACCAACAUUAUUCAUUUUUGGUGACUCAACAUUUGAUGUUGGAACCAACAAUUUUAUCAACUCUACUGCAAAAGCCAAUGUCCCUUAUUAUGGAAUUGAUUUUCCUUAUUCAGUUGCCACUGGAAGGUUCAGCAAUGGACUCAACACUGCUGACCAAAUAGCAAAACAAUUUGGUUACCAGAGGAGUCCACCACCAUUUUUGGCUUUGGAGAAAUUCCAAAACGGUUUUAAGCAGAACAUUUUGAGGGGUGUGAAUUUUGCUUCAGCUGGAUCUGGAAUUCUAAGCCAAACAGGACAGAAACAAUGGCAAGAAGUGGUUUUCUUUGGAAAACAGGUGCAACAAUUUGCACAGGUCCGUGGAAAUAUCACCCAAAUUUUGGGGGCAGCCAAAGCUGAUAGUUUUAUUUCAAAGGCAGUGUUUCUAAUUAGUACAGGUAGCAAUGACAUCUUUGAUUUUGCAAAUAACAACACUGAAUUUCAUGUUGGUGUGGAGGAAUAUCUCUCUAUUCUACAGCUCACCUAUUUCUCUCAUCUAAAGAAUCUAUAUGAAUUAGGGGCUAGAAAAUUUGGCAUCCUAAGUGUUGCACCUAUAGGGUGUUGUCCUGCAGUAACCUCUGGUAAUGGAGGGAAUUGUGUGAAGCCAUUGAAUGAUUUUGCUAUUGUGUUUCAUAGAGCAAUUCAAGCUCUUUUGCAAAAGUUGAGUUCAGGGUUUGAAGAUUUUGAGUUCUCACUUGCAAACACUUUUGAAAUGACCUCAGACUUAUUAAAAAGUCCAUCCACCUUCGGGUUGAAGGAUACACAAUCAGCAUGUUGUGGACUUGGAAAGUUCAAUGGAGAAGGUCCAUGCUUGAAAUCUCUUAACGCAAAUCUUUGCAAGAAUCGUGAUGAUUUCUUGUUUUGGGAUUGGUUUCAUCCAACUGAGAAAGCUUCAGAGUUGGCUGCUGUGACUCUGUUUACAGGAGGGAAAGAGUUUGUGUCACCCAAAAAUUUUGGUCAGCUAGCUUGUUGA